AUGAAAUUAUCAGCACAUAAACCAUUGAUAGUGACUGAAAGAGGCUCCAAAUUCUUACCUAAUGAAUCUAUAAAUCAUUAUUCGUCACAUUUGUCAGAGCUACUCUACUUAUUGAAUGAGGAGCGUGAUUUGGAUGAUACUUCGAGAAUGUCCAUAGAGGGAAACUUAUUCGAAUUGACGUCUUACAUACCUAAACCAUCUUCGGCUAUAGACACCAACUAUAGAAUAUUUUAUCCUAAUGAACAACUAUCAAAGAUAUUAAUCGACAAUUACGCCCCGCUAUUGAAGUUUUCGUCUUCUUACUUUAACUUGUCUUUAGCGUCACAUAUAACGAAGUACAUGGUUGAAUUAGUUUACAUGUUGCAAUACUGGGAAGUAUACCAUUUGUUGUAUCUUUUGCCUGAUUUAGAAUAUAUUUUAAAAUUAGUUGACAUUGAGGUUGUUCAGACGCCCUUUGGGCCCCUCGUCAGGCCUCCAAAAAACUUGAUGGUUGAAUCAAUGUCCCAAGGGUUACAAUACCCAUUUCCAUAUCCAUUUUAUAACUAUUCUUACCAUUCAUUAGAUCCCACAGUGACGAAGAGAAAAUACUCAAAGAUAAAUAUAACACCGUAUAUUGAUAUAACAUUAGCAAAUUUGCAAAACCCUGCAAAGAAGAGACAAUUAGAACCACCAAUCACUAUAAAGAAUGAAACUAUAACCAAUGAUUAUGUCGAAGCCAAUAAUAUAGAAACGGCAAAGAAGGACAAGGCUGAAUCGGUAAGUGACAAUGCUGAAGGUGUGAAUGGACACGAAUAUAAAACUAGAGGCACCAGACGUAAACAGCAAAAAGAUCUGAACCAAAAUACUAUUGAAACUUUCAACGAAACUUUCAACGAUGAUAAUGAAAUCGAAGAAGAGCAAGUAAAUGAAAAAUAUGAGGAAGUAGGAAACCCUGAAAGAGAUGAAACACCAAGUAUUGAUGUUGAAGAAAAUUCAGAACCACCAGUUCAACAAGAUGAUAAAGAAAACGAAGAUCAUGAACUAGAAAGAGAAGUUACAUCUAGUCAAAGUCCAGGUUCUGAAAAUGUCAACAAUAAUGAUGACAACAGCCAAUUCGAAAUAAAGAUAAUACAUUCUGGAAGUGAAAAGGGCCUUACGGAAGAGGAGGCAAAGAAAAAUAAAUCUAAGUCUGGAGUGAUACAUCAAUGCCAUCUAAUGGACCCUCACACCAUGAAAGCAUGUUUGAAAAUUUUUUACGGUAAGAACGAAUUGUUAAGACAUCAAGAAUUCGUUCAUGCUACAAAGAAAAAAAUAUAUAAAUGCAUUUAUUGUUCACGAAAUGGAACUAAGGUGCAGAGUUACCCAAGACACGAUUCGCUUGCAAGACACAUAAGACGGAAGCAUGGAAUCACCGGGAAAGAGAAUAAAAUGGCAGUUAAUUAUGCCAAAGAAAAUGUAGAAGUAAUUGAUGAUCCUAGCAAAUUACCUCGCAACCAAGCAUCAGGACAGUUCGGUAAGCCGUUACCUCGUCCACAGUUUUUGAACAGUGAUUUUACUAUAAAAUCGAGCUAUGCUGGGUUCUUGCUGUUCAGUACUCGUGAUGGCCAAAGUAGAAACCAACCAGGGAGCUCGUCGUCAAAUAAAUCAAAAGCAACCACUGAAUCCGAGGCAGCAUCACCACCAAAUGCGUCUAUGAUCUCCAAUACAUCGCCAGAGACCACUGUCAUCGAUAAAUCUCCCAAUUUUGAAAGCCUGAGCUUACAUUCGCAAAAUGUAGCUUCACCUUCGACAAGUCCGUCACAUAGAAAUGUUAAUAUCAAUUCAGUAAAUUUCAACAAACCGGAAGCAUCCAUCAUAAAAGACAACUUUCAAAAAUUCCGAUUUUCCAACCCAACGCAACUGCAUACAUACCAAUUCGAAGUUGAAAAAGACUCUGGUGCAACAAAACCUCAUUCUCACUCGAUGGAUGUAGCCUAUUUAAAUACUCCCCUUCCUAAUGCAAUUCAAAAGCUUAAUUCAAAUGAAGAAUUGUCUGAAAGUGAUCUCCUCACUUUGGAUCCACAUAAUUUGCCGUCUUCAAUUCCUUCGGACGAAGCUUCUAAGAUUCGAGGUUUGAUUUUAGAAUUGCGCAAAAAGCAGGAUGAUUCGAAAUCAUCAUAA
Messenger RNA from Debaryomyces fabryi, 2139 nucleotides. RefSeq lists its product as uncharacterized. The transcript has a single exon. The coding region runs from base 1 to 2139 and encodes 712 amino acids. NCBI's taxonomy places the organism in Eukaryota, Fungi, Ascomycota, Pichiomycetes, Serinales, Debaryomycetaceae. The record is from RefSeq and is a predicted model, not a curated record.